Zasmidium cellare ATCC 36951 is the source of this 462-nucleotide messenger RNA. RefSeq lists its product as uncharacterized. The record is from RefSeq and is a predicted model, not a curated record. NCBI's taxonomy places the organism in Eukaryota, Fungi, Ascomycota, Dothideomycetes, Mycosphaerellales, Mycosphaerellaceae. The transcript has 3 exons. The coding region runs from base 1 to 462 and encodes 153 amino acids.
AUGGCAGCGACAACGCUGGCCAACCCACUCACCUCCCGCGCCACAUGUACAGACACGGACAAGAUCAAUGCCUGCAAGGCUGAGAUCCAGACCAUUCGCUCGCACUCAGCGGCUGACGCUGCGAAAAUCCCCCUUGCACCACUUGCAUCCCGCACUUUCUACAUCACGCUGUCUGAGGCAAACUUCACCAUGUUACCUCCAGUGAAUGUGGGCUUCACUGCGGAGACAGUCCGCGCUGAGCUCGUGCUUCUUGCCACCCUCUUGGAUGCUGGUGUCCCUCAAGGGUCUGACUCCUACAUCGUCAACUCCAACGGUACCGUCACAUCUGACUUCAUCCAAACGGAUCGUUUGGUCUUGCCGGCGGUACAGGUCCGGGAGAUUCAUGAGUUCAAUGCUGCUUGCCAGAUCACAAAGAUCACAGGUUACGUCAAUGGGCCGCUUGUCGACUUCGUCAAGAUCUAA